AUGGCAUUGACAAAAAUUCAAGCAACUGACACAGUUUUGCCCAUCAUCCCCUUCACUAGUGUGCACCACUUGCCUAUUGCAUUUGACUCCAGUGAGCGGCAAUGCUGGAUUCCUGGGCGGCCAGUGACGGUGAAGAUAACCAGCUAUGACAGACAGACCCAUCCACGGAGACUCAACCCCAACCUGUACACAAUUGAGGUCUCGCACGAUGAAUUUAAGUGGACCAUACGGCGUCGUUACAAACAUUUUAGUGAUUUACACUCAGAGUUAACAAAAUUUCGUCGUCUUCACAGUAUUCCUUUGCCAACAAAAGAACACCGUCAAACGAGGAUGAGUCUCAGAGAACACAAACGGGAAGUGUCCAAAUUUCCAACCAAAUUGGAGAUCCGAGUUAACGAGGAAGAUAUCCCCGCCAGAAUGAAACAAUUAGAAGAUUACUUGAACACUAUGCUGAAGUGUGCUGUGUAUAGGAAUCACCAUGAAACAGUGAAGUUUUUUGGUGUGAGCCACCUGUCUUUCGUGAAGCAGCUAGGGAAGAAAGGCUACGAGUCCAUGGUGAAGAAAUGCUCAGGUGGGCGCAGGAUCAACCUGGGCUGCUGCGCCUGUCUUCGUCAGUGUCAUUUAGCUGGACGCUGGAGCAAAAAGUGGAUGAUGGUGAAGGACAGUUUUGUGACGUACCUGGACCCGGACUCGGGACGUAUCUGUGACGUUAUGCUGUUUGACAAUCACUUUCACGUGGAGUGUGGCUUUGAGGACACAGGGGCCAGGCAUGGUGUGUGCGUAACAAACCUGUCAAGGCGGUUGCUGUUGAAAUGCUGGACAUCCAGAAAGUCACGAGAAUGGAUGCAACACUUGCAGGAAGCAGCCAACACAACGGGCAAAGAUUUCACUGAGCCAAACCAACAUGGGAGUUUUGCCCCCGUGAGAGAGGAGAGUUACACCAGAUGGUUUAUAGAUGGGGCCACAUAUUUCUCUGCUGUAGCUGAUGCUUUAGAAAUGGCAAAAGAGGAAAUAUUUAUAACUGAUUGGUGGUUAAGUCCAGAAAUCUACCUCAAACGUCCAGUCACUGAAGGAGACAAAUGGAGGUUAGACAUGGUGCUAAAACGCAAAGCUGACCAAGGUGUGAAGGUGUUUAUCCUGCUGUACAAAGAGGUGGAACUGGCUCUGGGACUGAAUAGCUUGUACAGUAAACGCACGCUCUGUAGUCACAGUGACAACAUCAAGGUAUUACGCCAUCCUGACCAUGUCACUAAAGGUGUGUUGCUGUGGGCUCAUCAUGAGAAGAUCGUAGUCAUUGAUCAAACCAUAGCCUUUGUCAGCGGCAUUGAUCUGUGUUACGGCCGCUGGGAUGAUGAUCAGCACAGGCUAGCAGAUCUUGGGUCAAUUGUGCUGGAUGGCUUGCCCAACGGUGGUAUGGCUGAGAGUAUGACAGUGGGAGUGUCAGAAACUGAGGGAACAAAGACGGUGACAUUCUUGUCGAAGGAUGAGGUAGAUACUGUGGCUAAGUUGGACAACAACUGUAACAUGGAGGAAGCAAAAAAUGCAGCUGAGGCCACAGCAGCCACCUCGGCCGACACGACAAUUACUGACAAUGUGGAUGUAGUAGAUAAUGCAGCCAACGAUGACAGCACAAGCGAUGUUGACAAUGCAGCCAAAGUGGACAAUGCAGACAACGUAGCUAAAAAGAACAACACUGACAAUGCAGCUGACAUGGACAGUACUGAUAAUGCUACCCAUGCUGCCAACCCAGGCCAGGUGAAUGUAACUGUUGUGGUGCAUCCCCCAGAUGAUGAUGAUCCGCCAGACAGUGAUGAAGAAAUCCAAAAGAACCCUGCGGCCAAACAAACAGACAGUGAACAAACCAGCAACACUGACAAAAAAGAUGAAGAAACCAAAAUGAAGAAAAAAGUAAUAGGGAAAUUGCGACACAAUUUUUUCAGUAAACGCAUGAACAAGUCAGAAGAAGCUCUGGCGGGUGGAGUCGAUGAGGACCCUUCUCACGAAGGGGCGCAUAACUCCGACAAGGACUACAAGCGAGAACAAUCGAACGAAAGUAAGAAUAGUAGAACAUCAGACACUGAGCGACCCAGGUUAAGAGAUCUGUGGAAAAAGGCAGGCCAGAAGAGCAAAGAUGGAGAAUCCAGCCCAGGAGAUGGUGGCAUUGAUGAAGUGGACUCAUUGGGAAAGUUCCGAGCACUUGUUCACGCCGUUAAAGCAAGUCGGUCGGCAAAGCGAUGGACAAAGACAGGAGACAUGGUGGAAGUCCCCAAAGAACUGUUCCUUAAGCCCACUUCGCCAGAGGCACAGAAAAGGCCUAAAAGAUCUACUAUAAAGAAUCUCCGUGAUAAGGUUCAUAGACGGGGACGUCAAAACUACAAUGUGAAUUAUUUAAAUGCGCUGGAACUUCCACCUGAUCUCUACAGAACAUCCAGCCAACAAGAGUUUGAAGAACUUGGCCUUGAAGGGACAUCCAAACUCUGGCUUGGGAAAGAUUAUGUCAACUUUAUAUUCAAAGAUUUUGAAAAUCUGCACCAACCAUUUACAGAUUUUAUUGACCGCACAAAAACUCCCAGAAUGCCAUGGCAUGAUAUAGGAUCUGUUGUGUAUGGAAAAGCUGCUCGAGAUACUGCCAGACAUUUCAUUUGUCGAUGGAAUACAGUCAAGUUGGAGAAGGCCAAGUACAAUGAGAAGUACCCGUUCCUGCUGCCUAAGUGUUACGACGACAUUCCUGUCCCACACUCCAUCAAAAACAUCACCUUCAAUACCAACUCACAGAUUUUGAGAAGCAGUGGUAAAUGGUCAGCUGGGUUGUCAGAGACAGAAUGCUCCAUCCACAACGCUUACAUCGAUCUCAUCGGCAAAGCUGAACAUUUUAUAUAUAUUGAGAACCAGUUUUUCAUUUCACCAAUCGAACACCCAGAUGUGAAGAAUGGAAUUGGUAAUGCCUUGUUUCACAGGAUUAUGAAAGCUCAUCGUGCUGGUGAGAAGUUCCGUGUGUAUGUAGUUAUGCCACUUCUGCCAGGCUUUGAGGGGGCAUUUGGAACAGCCACUGGCACGGCCAUUCAGGCUGUCACACACUGGAAUUACAUGUCCAUGUUCAGGGGCCCCUAUGCCAUCUACACCAAACUCUGUGCCCAAGGAGUUCGGGACCCCAUGCAGUACAUAUCUUUCUACGGUCUGAGGACGCACAGCGAACUGGUGGGAGAAUUGGUGACCGAGCUUAUUUAUGUCCAUUGUAAACUGAUGAUUGUUGAUGACAAUAAGGUCAUCAUAGGGUCAGCCAAUGUGAAUGACAGGAGCAUGUUGGGAAAUCGUGACAGCGAGGUGGCCAUUUUGGUGGAGGACAAACACAAAUUUGAGGUGAUGUUCGGGGGGAAGUCUCAUCAGGCUGGAUACUUUGCUUCAUCGUUAAGGCGUACUUUGUUCAGGGAACACCUUGGCAUAGAGCGUGGUGAUAUGCAAGCUGAUGUCUCUGACCCUGUAAGUGACGAAUUCUUCAAGGAGAUUUGGAUUAAACAGGCCAGCGUUAACACAUUUGUGUUUGAAAAGGUGUUCAAUUGCAUACCGACAGACUCUGUGGUGAAGUUUGCCGAGCUGCACCAGUACUGCAAGAAAACACCCCUGGCCAGACUAAACCCUGACGAGGCAAGGGAACAUUUGAAGAAGGUCAAAGGUCAUUUGGUGCUAAUGCCGGCGUCUUUCCUCUGCGGUGAGGACUUGACCCCUCAGCCAGGAACGAAAGAGGCCCUGCUUCCUGUCUCCUUGUGGACGUGAGGAGAUGACUUCAGUAGUACUGCUGGAUUCUGAGUGCAUUGAUUUUGUGGUGCUGGAUUGAACAGACUAGUCAGUCAGGAUUGAUGCGGUACCUAAAGGAUGUAUCUGUAGGAUUCAUGUGCAUCAGCAGGAUUCAUCUGUAGAAUGCUUGUACAUGGGCAGGAUGUAUCUGUAGGAUGAAUGUACAUGGGCAGGAUGUAUAUGCAUGGGCAGGAUGUAUCAGGCAGGCUAUCUGCAGGGUGCAUAUACAUGGGCAGGAUGUCUGCAGGGUGCAUAUACAUGGGCAGGAUGUCUGAAGGGUGCAUGUACAUGCACAAGAUGUCUGCAGGAUGCAUGUACAUGAGCAAGAUGUGUCUGUUUAAAGAUACCUGCAUAUUCAUGGGUAGGAGAUGUGUCUGCAGGAUGGAUGUAUACCCACACAGGAUGUGUCAGUAGGAUGCAUGUAAAUGGGCAGGAUGCCUGCAGGAGGCUUUGUACACAUAGAAUGUGCCUGUAGGAUACAUGUGCAACUGCAGAAUUUGAUUAUUGGAUACUUUCAUGUGGUGACUAUAGUAACAUGCAUGUAUCUAUGUGGAUUCUUGUAAGACAUGCUGAGAUGAAGGGCAACUCUUCUGCAGUGUGAAGUCUUGUAAUUGACCUAUAAUAGCCUGUAUACAGACGUCACAUUCUUCCACAAUGACACCACACUCUAACAUUAAGGUAUUUUUGCACUCCCACAUUAAGACAUGUACAUGUUACAACCUAAAUGUUCACAUCACACAACAUAAUCACAUCUCCACCUUUUCUGCAGUACUUUCACAAGUUGACUUUUAAUCAUUUGUUUACCCACAGCAACAACAACAACCAUAUCCUGUCCAGAUGCUGUCAUGGUGAGAUAUUUUUGUGAAGGAGUAUAUCAGGAAUCAAAUGGGGCUGAAUUCUUGUUAAUCUGCGCGUGAGUGAUUUGCAAUUUUUCGUGCGACAUUAAGACUCAAAGCGUUAGAAUGAUGCUCUUCAGAGCCACAUAGGCCUACUGUACAUGUAGGUGUGUAUUUUUAACAUGGCUGUGAGCCUGCUGUAGUGUUGUAAUGGGCUUAUUGCUGCUGUCAUUGGUUGAGGUAUUAUUCAUUUUAAUGGUAUUAUGUUGUUAUCACUUUGUUACAGUAUCUUACUGUACUAUUACACACAGUACCGUAUGGCAUUGCACAUUGUAGAAGUGUCCUGUAAAAGCAUGCUUAACUUAUGUAUGUUUUUGUUUACCCAUUUGUGUAGCUGAUUAUUAGCAUCUGUUUGAGAAAGGAAAGUGUCCUGAAAUUUAGGGGCAGGGAGGGGGGGAUUCGAAAUUGGCCAAUAAAGGAAAAUGUGCAAUUGCUUACCCAUGAUGAGUCCAGAAGUAUGGAUAUUUUUAAUAAUGCAUGCAAAUGUUAAAAAAAUUGGUUGUGCUUUUUGAUGAAGUGACUAUGCAGAUUUGUUCAGGAGAGAAAUUAUGUGUUGUGCUGCAUGUGUGGUUUUAUAUUCACUGUUUGGAGUCAGAUUAGGAAGUACAUUAAUUAAUGUACCUGUACAAAGUGUUCUGUGUUUCUAAGUUGUGGCAGCAAGCUUUUUAUCCUAUGUUGUGAAUUUCACAAAAUUUUAAGCUGAAAAUAGCAAAAUGUUGAUAAGGUGACACAAUGUUGGAGAUUAAGUGAGAACUUGAUGGCAGGAUUUUUUUGUAGGGAAAAUGCUUGACUGUAGUUCGAGAAUUGUAUGGAUUGUGUUACUUAGGCUGUGGUGGCAAAUUUGAUAGUGGGAUUCAUAUCUGAUUCAGAAAGCAGAAUUGAAGCAAUUAACUUGUUAACAAAAUAGUCAUGAUUAUGUCAUUCUCAAACAGAAAGUAGCCUACUGUGCACUGAUAGCAAACUGAUAGGGAUUAUGAUGGGCCUCAAAAUACAUGGCUCUGCAAACAAAUACAUAGACACACAAAUAUCCAUAGGAAAAUACAAGAACACUCGACUGCCUUGCAUGCUCUCACAAGGUACAAGGCAUGUGCCCCCAAUAAUCAUGAUCAAAGAUUACCUUCCUGAACAACAACAACAACACCGUCGUUCCAUAGAGCUGCUUGUCACUGCUAAAAAGUUCCGAUGUAAAAAAAUGAUAGAACGCGUCUGCCUUGCUUGAUAUUCUUAGUAUUCAGACUGAAUUUUCAAACAGUGGUGUUCUUAUUAAGCAAAUAUGUAUAUAUAUAUGUAGGCCUAUAUAUAUAGUGUCCGUAGAUGAACAUGAAUCUUCUCUUUUACCGCAGUGUGACAAAUUUACAGUUGCAUGCCAUAUAAAACACAUGAACUGAAUAUAAUUCAGAGUUGAAAAUUUUUCAAAAAAACAGCUCAAUUCAGAACGAUAUGUAUUGUGUACACCUUUGUACAGAAAUCCAUUCACAGACGUUGUCUUGCAUCACAUCAGGUCAUAAUAAUGAAACAGAUAUAAUACAUGAAACAUUGAAUUUGUAUUGAUAGGCAGCUGAAUCAUGUUAAAGUAAUUAUAAAAAAUAAUCUAUUUAAUAUUCACAGUAAUCAUGCUCAUGCUUUUGCUCAUGGUCCUAUAAAUCUGAGGAAAAACCAUCAGGGAAUAUAUGAAGUUUAACCGAAUCACAAGUGUAGAUUGGGUCAAGACCAUGGCUCUAGUGAGAUUUGAACCGUCAUCUUCAGCCUAAUCUCAAUGCUACCAAAGGAAUUAUUAUUACCAGUACCCUAUUUCACCUAAAAUUUAGAUUUUUCCAAGUGACACAUUCUGCUUGAUUCUGAUCAAUUCGUCCACCUUAUAUGACCAAUUAUAUAUGAGUUUUAUGUGAAGUUUGAUUAAUUUCAUAGAAAAACUUGAGUGUUGCAUAAAAUGUAUCGAUUAAAGACCUUUCUAUGAUUCAGAAAGUACAUUUUACAUAGCAGACUUUAGGUGGAAUAUAGUACAGCCAACGUCUUGACCUGUAGGUGUAGCAUUUGGUUAUUUAUUUAUGUAUCUGAUUGGUGUUUUACACUAUAGUCAAGAAUAUUUCACUUAUACGACGGUGGCCAGCAUUAUAGUGGAAGGAAACCAGGCACAUCCCGGGGUCAACCCAUGACCAUCUUCAGGUUUGUAGCAUUUGUACUUGAGUCUUCUGAGAAUUGUCACUUGGUACAGUACAUGCGCAUAUAGUUCACUAACACUGCAUAACUAUAGGCCCAUCAUUCCAGGCAAUGUGAUCAUAUAUUUCUGCAUGUCACCAAACUGUCUGUCUAUAUGUUUGUCUGCUCAUAUGUGUCAUUUUUCAGGCUCUUGUUGAGAGAGGUGGGUUGGUGGCGGGGGUGUUUGGGGGAGUUUGAGUCUGUGGGACAAGUUUUUGUUGUUCUCUCAAUCUUUUUUAUGUGAUUGUUUAAAAUUUUUAUCCUUCUAAUUAUUUACAUUUUAUACUGGUGACUUUUUGUACAUAAUCACAAUUGUACCUGACAUUCUAUGUUGUCAUCAUCACCAUUUUCAGGCUGAAGGGAUUUAAAUGGGUUUUUAGUAAUAGUCCGUUAUCUGUCUUCCUCUCCUCCAUUUUUAAUACAGCCAUGGUAUUAGAUUUGGUUAAAAAACUCUUUAAUUGGAAGUCAGCAUGAUCUCUGCACCGCCUCAGUUUUGUAAUUAUUAUAACCAUGGUUACUGACAAUGAAGUAAUUCAUGCUACUACAUGUAUAAUACUGACUUGGCCAUGCUGUUAGUGACUGAUGACCUGUGUUGCCAUGGUGAUGCUGAUCUGAACUGACAACCUGUGUUGCCAUGGUGAUGCUGAUCUGAACUGACAACCUGUGUUGCCAUGGUGAUGCUGAUCUGAACUGACAACCUGUGUUGCCAUGAUCAUGCAUGGACUGUUGCCAUGAUCAUGCUUUUGUGGACUGACUACCUCUGUUGCCAUGAUACAAGUAUGAAAUGAUAACCUGUGUUGCCAUGGCUAUGCUGUUAUGAACUGAUAAGCGGACUCCUUUUAAAUCAGAUCUAGUAUGUAAAUGUCUUUAUGUAGCCGAAGUUUGAAAGUUAAUUUGAUGGUGCUGAUCUGUUUGGUGUCAUUGUAGUUAUACAUUACAUGUAGGUUAAACAUGUAUACCCUAAAAAAUGACCUCAAAUUUAGUCCACAAAGUGCAUUUUUAGAGGCAAAUAAAUGUCUCAAAAUAUAAUUUUUGGUGCUGGAACUUACAAUUUUUCAGUAGAAUAUCAUCCCAUGUUUCAAGAAAACCUGAAAAACACCUUUCUAAAAAUCGGUAGAACUGUCAGAAUCAGGACAAAUGUGCAAGUUAUUCAUGGACGAAAUUUGUGGUCAUUAAGGCUAUUUAAUCUAUGUUCAUAUUCAGAUUUUGUUUUUUUAUAGUUUACACAAUUGCAGGGCAUUCCCUAUUUCUACAUUAUAGAUUUUAGAAAAUGGUUUUAUAAUUCCAUCGCAAAACUUUGUCAAUUAGAUCUUGUGCAUAAGAGCAGUGAACUUGUUUGGUUUUUCCCAUGUACCGGGUAAAAUAUUUGUGUGCAUUAUUUGUACACAUUCUUGUCAGAUCUGUGAUUUUAUUUGUCCUAAUUAAUGCUUAUCUUUCCCCGGGUGAUGUCUUUCACUUGUCUGCUACAUGCACAUGCUUUUUUUACCUUCUGAUGUGACAAUUUUAUGACAUGACAUGCUGGUGUACACUUAAUCUUUGGCCUAUAAGCAUUUGUAGCCAGGACAUACAAAACUGAAUCAAAUCAUAAAACCAAAAAAAAAACUUCUUUUUUUUUUUGUAUAUCAUAGGGUGUAAUAAUUAUGGUGUGUGAAUGUGAAUAUUGGAUUACUCAGUAUAAAAUAUAGGUUAGGGAGUGUUGUAUUAUUCUAGGUAAAUUAUUUUUCUGAACAGGGAAAUGAAUAGUAGGGUUUUGUAUAUAAAAGAGGCCCAUUCUGAACAUGUAUUAAGUUCUGUAUUAACUGAGAUUUAUAGAACAGAUAUUUUAGUCCCAGGUAUUAGUAAGGAGCCUUGUGAGGAAAAUACAGUGAUGAAAGAUGAAAAACUUCAGUGCAAAAAAUGUGCUCAGAUCAUUCUAUUUAAGCAUUAAAACAUCCCUUAGGAAGUCAAACUAUUAGCAGAAUAUGGUAAAUGACUAAGAAUCCCCCCCCCCCCCCCCAAAAAAAUGGUGCAUUUUUAGAGGCAAAUAUAUCAAAAGAUGCUUUUGGUGCAGAAGCUUACUUUUUGUUUUUUUUUUUGGGGGGGGGUAUGAUAUCAGUUUACCUGCUAAACGAACUUGGAAACACCUUUCUGAAAGUAAGAGAUUAUUACAGCGGGUACAGGUACUGUAGUUUGAACUGUAUACCACUUACACUUAAAUUUAUUUGUGAACAUUUUUCUACUGGUUCUUCCCUAAAGAACUUAAAACGUAUUACAAUUUCAGCCUUGCUAUUAAUUGUUAAAGCUAGUGGUACACAUUUUCAUAGCAGCGCUGCUGAUGUUGUCAUAGGCCUUUACUGUACUGGUACACAGUAGUCUGUAUGAUAACAAUGUACUUUUGUUUCAUAGUUAAAUGUGGACCUAGCAUUAUGAUAUGUUCAUACAUAUAUGGUGGCAGUCAGUAUGUAAAUGUACAUUUUUUUUUUUUUUUUUAUUUUGAAUGAAUUUUUAUCUUUUUAUUACUUCUUACAUUACUAUUAGUGCCCCAAUUCUUCUAAUUUUUGGGACAGAUAUUAAUAGUGUUGAAAGCAGAAUAUUACAUUUCUUUACCAGCCCUUUGGAAAAGCUAAGAUAUGAGUAUGUUGUUCAUUAGAUGGUCAAACCAUGUGAUAUAAGAGAAACUCAAUAUUCCUGCUACAGUUAUAUAUUGGGUGAAAUGAGCAGACUAGGUUUCUCAGAAUUAGAAGACAUAGGGUAGCACUGUUUGUGGUCACAGCGCUGUCUAUCUUGUUUACACAAAGAAGGUAAAGAUUCUUUUGGGGAGUCUCCAAAUGCUACUAUAAUGAAAUUGAAGUAAGUUCUUGGGCUGCAUGAACUAAUGAUGCCAGACCUUUAAGAAGUUAUUUCGUUUUGGUGAUACAGUCUAUUUUUGUAAUAUGUCCAAAUUUGACACUUCUUAGUUCCCAUGUAGAAUCAUGAUGGGAAUAAUUUUUUUUCUGAUUUGGGCAAAACCUGCAGGCACAGUUCAUUUUUGAUACCUAGCAUUAGUUAUUCAGUACUUAUAUGUAGGACAGAUUUUUGCAUUCACCUCUGCAUGCAGAUGUUGACUUUAAAAAGACAACUGCUUGGACUACUUUGAUAUAAGAUACAUCCUUCGCCUCAGAACUCGUGUGCUAUCUCGAGACAUUAAGCUGUUUUAUUACAUAUUAAGUGUGGUUUACUCGAGACGUGUAGGGUCGAGUUCAUUCAGUUUUCGUGUAGUUCUAGAACACCCACACAUUGUAGUAAUUUUACAUGGGAACCAAAUGGUGUAGUCUUUCGGUACGAGUAGAUUUUUCGUCAAUCAAUAUAAUGAUCUUCUGAAGAGUGUGAUAUAAUUGUACCAUAAAAAUAAAAGUUUA
Molecule: messenger RNA, 10267 nt
Organism: Liolophura sinensis
Lineage: Eukaryota; Metazoa; Mollusca; Polyplacophora; Chitonida; Chitonidae
Product: phospholipase D1-like
Exons: 26
Coding region: 1-3774 (1257 amino acids)
Biological process (GO): phospholipid catabolic process; regulation of vesicle-mediated transport; intracellular signal transduction
Cellular component (GO): intracellular membrane-bounded organelle
Molecular function (GO): D-type glycerophospholipase activity; phosphatidylinositol binding
Source: RefSeq, a predicted model, not a curated record